This is a messenger RNA of Solea solea (common sole), 4350 nucleotides long. It is a transcript of the gene rel, whose product is annotated as v-rel avian reticuloendotheliosis viral oncogene homolog. The record is from RefSeq and is a predicted model, not a curated record. Lineage: Eukaryota; Metazoa; Chordata; Actinopteri; Pleuronectiformes; Soleidae. The transcript is spliced from 11 exons. Gene Ontology annotation, biological process: inflammatory response; innate immune response; canonical NF-kappaB signal transduction. The coding region runs from base 543 to 2501 and encodes 652 amino acids. Gene Ontology annotation, cellular component: cytoplasm. Gene Ontology annotation, molecular function: DNA-binding transcription factor activity, RNA polymerase II-specific; RNA polymerase II cis-regulatory region sequence-specific DNA binding.
UCACUUUGUCCAGCGUGUGGACGCCGUUAUUGUUGUCCUCCCAUCCCCCAUCAUUCUGUCCUUGAAUUUGAAGGAAUUGGUCCUGGAAAGUCCUUGAAUUUGAUGUCAACCAAGGUGUGGGAACCCUUAAUUUAUUCAUUUAUUUAUUUAAUAGGGACAAUACAGUCUUUUUUUAAUUCUUCUGUGUGGAUUUUCCUCCAUUAUGAUUCACAUAUAUAAUAAAAUGCUUUUGUCGUCUGUAAAGAGUUCAUUUGUGCAGUUUUUCUGCUGUGAGAUGUCCCCACACACACAGCUGUGGACGGGCGGCGACUCCUCUCACUCUCAGCUGCUCUUGAUUCUCUCCGCUCUAUCUGGCCUCCGAUUGGCCGGUGCUGUCGGAGUGGGCGGGGCCAUGAAGGGGGGGAUUCCCACCGGUCUGCUGCAACAAAUAUGAUGUUUUCAGUGCAGUAUUCACUCAUUCAAGCUCAGAGUGAACUCUGAGAAACAAUCAACUUUGAAAGUGAGUGAGUGAACCAGUGAGAGUGUGAGUGAGUGAGUGAACCAUGAAUGUUCUCAUGCCGUCCAUGCUGGAGGACGAUCCACACCUGAUGGUGGAGCCGUCGGUCCAGAUCUUCGAGCAGCCGCGGCAGCGCGGCAUGCGCUUCAGGUACAAGUGUGAGGGUCGUUCAGCCGGCAGCAUCCCCGGAGAGAAGAGCUCCGACAACAACAGGACGUACCCGAGUCUGCAGAUCCUGAAUUACUCUGGAAAAGGUAAAGUUCGCGUUUACCUGGUGACGAAGAACGAGCCCUACCGUCCCCAUCCUCACGACCUGGUGGGGAAGGACUGCAAGGACGGGUUCUACGAGGCCGAGUUCGGUCCGGAUCGCAGAGUGAUCGCUUUUCAGAACCUGGGGAUUCAGUGUGUGAGGAGGAGGGAGGUGAAGGACGCCAUCGUCCAGAGAAUGACCAGAGGAAUCAACCCCUUCAAUGUUCCACGUGAGUUGCUGCUGCAGACGGAGGAGUACGACCUGAACGUGGUUCGUCUCUGUAUCCAGGUUUUCCUGCAGGAUGAAAACGGCCACUACACGCGACCUCUGAACCCCAUCGUCACCAACCCCAUCUACGACAACAGAGCCCCAAACACGGCAGAGCUGAGGAUCUGUCGGGUCAACAGGAACAGCGGCAGCGUCAAAGGACAGGACGAGAUCUUCUUACUCUGUGACAAAGUCCAGAAGGAUGACAUUGAAGUGCGGUUCUUCUCAUCCGACGGCUGGGAGGCCAAAGGCUCCUUCUCGCAGGCGGACGUUCAUCGCCAGGUGGCUAUAGUCUUCAAGACUCCGCCCUACUACAACACCUCCAUCACAGAGUCGAUCACGGUGCAAAUGCAGUUGCGGCGACCCUCGGAUCAGGAGGUCAGCGAGCCCAUGGACUUCAGAUAUUUGCCGGACGACAAAGACCCGUAUGGCUACAACGAGAAAAAGCGUGGACGAUAUGAGCUGAUUAAGAUGGGAUUGACAGGUGGUCAUUUCUCUGGUCUCGCUAUGAACAGACCGAAGGCAGUGUCGCAGUCUACCAUGAAUCAUAUGCGUAAAGAUCCCAACAACAUGUACCUGAGGCAGCAGACUGCAUCUACCAUUCAGCAGCAGCAGCACCAGCAGCAGCAGCAGCCCUCCAUAUUCAACCAGCAGUACCAGCCGGGGCCUCAGAAUGUGAUCAUGACAUCACAUGUUCCUAAUGUACAAAUCGGCCAAUCAUGGGCAAAUCCUAAUCCAGCACUCUCAGUGGAUACAGUCACCAUAAACCACGGUGCCAUGAGCAAUCUGCCUCGUCCCAACAGCAGCAGGCAACAGCAGCCAAAGCACGGAUCUGGUUACCCUCGCAGAAUGGAGCACCCCGGCUGUGAGAACAACACCCUACCACAGCUCUCCAUCGGGGACCUGCAGUGUUUGGAUGCAGUCCCUCAGGCCACUUUAAGGAAUCAGUCGGAGUCCCCAGCCUUCCACCUGCACCAGCAAAGGGCUGAGCUUGACUCUGAGACCAGGGCCCAGAACCAUGCGGGCAACCAGAAUCAGGGACUCCAGACUAUGUGGCCGACUUUUAAUACCCUCAAUACAGUCCAGAACACGUUUAACGGGUCAGUCCCUGGAGGUGGUAGCGGGUCACAGGGGCUAGGCUCUUUCCCCUUCCUUGAGGGAAUUGAAGGGGAUGAUUUUCUGAAGAUCCUGGUGGGAGGGUCUUCUAAAACUGGCCUCCAGCUGAAGCAGGAACCCCAAUUCACAAUGACACAGGAGAGCCACGCUGCUCUCAUGCAAUCCCCAAGAGAAAGCCAAGGUAAUACAUACACCAAUUUGCUCCCUCGGCCAAUGAGUAAUGGCACAAACAUGGAUCAAAUGAUACACGAUGGUAGCGGCGGUGCCCAGGGUCUUAAGAAUCUUCAGAAUCCUUACUCAAACAGUAUGGCCUCAGUCGGCCCCUUUUCAACUGUGGCUGACUGGAUCAAAGCCAAUCGCCAAAGUGAAUGAAAGCAGUUGUGGCAUCAAAAAAUAAACAGCUCCGAGGGCUUCACCGGUCUGGUCUGGUUUGGCCUUGCAAAGCCACAGAUUUUGCUUUGUGUGUGUGGGCAAUAACCAGACAAGGAGGUAGGAACUGUCUUGUUCCCUGAUUCGCCAAAGACAUCACAAGGAAUGCUACCUACAUCUAACUAGGUCUGGUCUAUGUUGGGAUUUCCCCAUUGCAUUUUUCCUUGACGACUAGUAACAUAAUUCAUUAUUUAGUUUAGUUGGAGCCUGUUUUUUUGGCCUUUCUGUCAUGUUUGGCCAUUAACCAUUAUCUCCCAUUAAAUUAUACCCAGAAGGAUACACCUUUUGGAAUUUUUGUUGCUCAAAAAUGGGGGGGACACAUUUGUUGAAUUCAGACAUGGUUCUUGGUGGUUCAUGGUGGGGAUGUCGUGUGUGGUCUUUGUUUCUCAUCAGCAAACUGUAAAUACACUUUUAUUCCACAUUGUAUCAACCCACGAAACGGAGGCAGUACAAUUUCAGAGGUUCUCUUGUCUUAUACCAGUGACACCAUUUUAUAUUUGUGUAAGGUGUUGUGUGAAGGUUCCACCCUGCAAUCAUUGAUUGUGCAUUCCAGUUUUAGUUGGAAGUUGUAAUUUCCCAGUUACAAGUAGGAAGAUUAAAGCCCUCAACACAUUCAAACUCCAAACUUGAAAAAUUCAAAAUGGAUGCUCUUAGCAUCAACAAAAUUAAAGAUGUACUGGGGGUUUCUGUGUUCUUUAUUUCCGAUCCAAUAAGUCGUUCACAGAGUAUUGUCCUACUGGUUCCAGUUUUUCAUGUAUGAAAUACCCUGUAAUGUUUAUCAAAUGGACCAAGAUGGCUUGCUACUUAGCAGACCUAACUGUGUCGCUAACAUUAACCACAGAAUAACCAAAGGUGGGGGAAACAUUUCGAUACCAUUAUGAAAUUAGACGAAUUAGAACAUUUCAGAGAAGACAAAGUAGUUUGCAAGUUAGCAAACCUAGCUGAAAAUGCUUAAAAAAAAUAUAUAUAUAUAUAUAUAUAUCAACCACCGAAAAUCCCAGUUAGCCACUCUCUGUGGAAACUGGAAUGCAUAUAACUCGGGUAGGACUUACAAGAAAACUGGAAUGAACUAUUUAAAGUGAUGAGUUGCAUUAUAGCUGUGACCACGUCCCCUUAUUCACUGAUUAGUUUGGAUUACUUUAAAUAAAACAGAGCUCAGUUCAAUUGACCUGGAUUCUAACACCAGAGAGUGGUGGAUUCAUGCCUCACUGGUGUUUUCUAAGGUGAAUGUACUGCUUUUUUCAUCAUUUCUUUGUCUCUCUCAGGAGAAAUUCCUGUUAUUGUAGAUGAACUUGUUAUUGCUUCAUUCAUAGCUUCAUAUUUUUGCGUUCUUUGACAGACUGUUUGCUAUUAAGUGCACUCUGUACAUACAUGUUAGCCAUAGUUGAGCAUGGCUUGUGCUGAAACACUCGACGAUUGGCAAGGUACUGAAAUUUCCAUUGAGGAAGUGGGAGGAAGCACUUUGAGUAGGUGUCUUUCCUUUGUAAUGACUAUGUCAUACCAGUGAUCACAUAUAUUCUCCAGAGUUUUCAGAGAUGUUUUAUUGAUACAUACUGUAUGUUAACUUUUUUGUUUUUCUUUAAUUGUUUUAUUCAUUCAACACAAAGUUUUCUGGACAGGAAGUGACUGGACAUGUGAUGAUGAUGAUGAUGAUGAUGAUGAUGGAGAAGAAUUUUACCUGUUUUCUUACUUAGUGUACAUUCCACAAGCUUUGAUGAGUACAUUGUAAAUGUUGCUUUUUUAAAAAGAAAAGAAUUGUACUACAUUUUCUUUAUUAAAAAAAAUCACUUUC